Molecule: messenger RNA, 1321 nt
Organism: Spodoptera frugiperda (fall armyworm)
Lineage: Eukaryota; Metazoa; Arthropoda; Insecta; Lepidoptera; Noctuidae
Exons: 3
Coding region: 456-1019 (187 amino acids)
Source: RefSeq, a predicted model, not a curated record
UUCGGUAAAAAUAAUUCACAAAUGAUUUUUUUUCUCACCAAAACAUUAUCAAACAUAUGAAAAAAGUAAUGAAUUAGUUAGCCAAGGUUAUUAGCUACCGUUUGUCGUUUUUUUUUGUUUCUACGACGCAUACAACCUUUGAUAUCAAAAAAAGUAAAAAAAAUAUUAAAAUGGCCAUAAUUUUUAGGGGGAGGGGAUUCGACCACUUCGACCCCUGACUUUUGUCGAUAGAAUUAGAUGUAGUACUCAGCCUUAACGGGUUAGAAGUCUCACCCCUAUCACAUUGUAUACAUAGAUAAUGUAGCAGGCUAUAUUCUCGCCCGGCAUUGGUGGAGAUUAUUCUUAAAACCAAUGACAUGGCGGACCGCGAUCGAGCUCACUACGAAUAUUUUGAAUUGACAAUUACAGAAUAGCCUAGCUGGACCUUUAUUUAAGGACAACCAUGCGACGGGCCCAUGGGCAUUAGUGUGGCGUUGUCCCCCGCGACUACUACUGUGACCAUGUCCAAGUCCAUGAUCACUAAUGCAUCAUUCCGUACGAAGAAGUUACCAGAUGACAUUCCUAUUCAAGCUGGACAAGCCGUAGCAACUGAUUCAGCUGAUAUGCUGACUGCAAUCACCGAGGAAUGUGAAGCUGAAGCUGCUCCAAUACAGCGUGGCGGUGCAGUCCGGAGUUCCAAACCGAAACUAAGUUCAUUUCCUGUACUUGGUAAAAAGACAAAGGAUAGCAAAGAUAAGAGCUCGAAUUCAGGCGAGAAAAAAGUUACACUUAAAGAGUCUUCCAAAGGUAUUUGGAAUUCUCUGAGCGGUGGCGGCGGCGGUGAUAUGGUAGAUGCACAACAGAAGUCUGUUACUGACGGUUCAGUCGAAGCGAAUGGCAGCAUGAAAGAUGAGAAGAUGUCCAUGACGUCAAUGCAUAACAGCACUGAAAAUUCUGACACACGGUCGCAAGUCACUUCCGACUCGCUGGAUAUUGAGACGACUCCACGCUUUGCGGCAAUGCAAGUCAGUUCAGUAUAACUUUGUGGAGUUUAUGGUGUCUGGUUGUUAGAGAGUUAAUUUGGUGAUAUGAUAGAAUAUGUUUCCAGGUGAUAGCAAAUUCUGUGUACCCUUAAAAAUAUUUUAAGGUCAUGUUGGAAGUGGUUAUUUGUUAUUGGUUAAAGUUUGCUUAUGUUAAAUGAAAAGAUAAUGGAAAGGUAUUGUUGGAAGGAUAUUUAUUUAUAGACUCUGUUGUGCAAAUUGUUUGUUACAAACUCGUCACUUAAUUAUAUUAUGUACCUUACAUAAAUUGUUCCGAAUAAAAUUCUUAUUUAAUGAUGAAA